AUGGCAAAUGAGGGAGGUGGAGCACUAGCAAUUGGUAUCGACUUGGGCACCACAUACUCAUGUGUUGCUAUAUGGAAACAUGAUCGAAUAGAGAUCAUAACAAAUGAUCAAGGAAAUCGAACAACACCAUCUUGUGUUGCUUUCACUAAUACUGAACAGCUCGUUGGAGAUGGUGCCAAGAAUCAAAUUGCAAAGAACCCUGCUAAUACUUUAUUCAAUGUCAAGAGGCUGAUCGACAGGAGAUUCAGUGAAGCCAUGGUGCAGGAUGACAUAAAGGUGUUGCCAUAUAGUGUCACACCCCCAAACCAGACGGCAGAAACGUCCGGGGGUGUAGGACUUCAUUUGUAG
Lactuca saligna is the source of this 348-nucleotide messenger RNA. Lineage: Eukaryota; Viridiplantae; Streptophyta; Magnoliopsida; Asterales; Asteraceae. The record is from the annotation of a GenBank genome assembly.